AAAUACAUAAGAAGAGCUUGUCUUUCCCGUCGCCCCUACUCCCUUGAGCUGUUGACAACAUCGGCAGGUGCAUCCGUGGGCGAGGCCGCCGACGAUGUCGUCCCUCAACUCGCUCUUCAACCGCUCCACCUUCGGCACCAAAUGCAAAACAUGUCUGAAUCUUGUCAUUUCGAGGAUCAAGCUGCUGCGCAAUAGGAGGGAGUUGCAGCUGAUAAAUAUGCGAAAAGAGAUGGUUCAGUAUCUUCAGACUGGACAGGAAUCUAUCGCAAGGAUUCGAGUGGAGCACAUUAUACGGGAGCAAAAUAUAUUGGCUGCCUAUGAGAUUGUCGAGCUUUUCUGUGAAUUUGUUCUGGCACGUGUCCCUAUUGUCGAGGUCCAAAAGGAAUGUCCCUUGGAACUGCGAGAAGCAAUUUCUAGUAUAAUCUUUGCAUCAGGAAGAUGUUCAGACUUGCCUGAGCUAAUGCAUCUCCGUAAUUUGUUUACCACCAAGUAUGGUAAGGAGUUUGUUGCUGGUGCUAUGGAAUUGCGCCCUGACAGCGGUGUCAAUCGCACUAUAAUUGAGAAGCUCUCGGUGAAGGCUCCGUCAGGUGAAUCAAAGCUGAAAGUCCUGAAAGCCAUUGCCCAAGAGUACAAUGUUGAAUGGGAUUCAUCUAAUACUGAAGCAGAAUUCAACAAGAAAUAUGAAGAUCUACUGGAUGGCUCAGCAUCUUCAGUCCACCAGGUCCAGGCUCCUGUUAUUGAAAGCUCUCUGGUUGCUUCGGCCUCCAGAGAUAAGCCGCCAGUGUUGAUUUCACCUGUCGAGGAUGCAGGAAAACCCCAUGUUCACGGGUCCCCAAGUUCACCAGCUGGGAGUGCAAGAGCGUACGCUGCCACUAAGUCAAAUCCGUCAGCCCAGGAGCACCACUCCCCUGCCGAGGAGAUAUCUUGCAGCAGCCCAAGUUCGUCAGACGCCCUGGAAAAAGCUCGAGUGGCCAUUGCUUCUGCCACCCGUGCAUCUGCCGCGGCUCGUGCAGCAGCCGAACUUGCAAAGGUUAAAAUUACAAGUCAGUGAGCGUCUUCAGUUUCAGCAAAGGCGAGUCAGGGAAUGAAUCUUACACAGUUUACGAAUCUUGCAAUUCAUCAGGAUUGACUGAAUCAUAUCUCAUGGAAUAACUGUGUUACUGUAUAUCACCUUUGUGAGUGUGAGCACAACAAAUUAGAUAGUAUGGCUUUCUGUCACCGUCUUCCUUUGCAUAUACUGAAAGAAAAUGUUGUGGUUUCUGCUUAAGGGCUUGACUGGAAUGCAAGAAUGGCAUGUAUACUACUCAUUCGCAGGAUUGGGAAAAAUCAUGUGUUCUAAACGGGAUUUAUCAUGGAUUAUGCUGUUUCA
Messenger RNA from Setaria italica (foxtail millet), 1369 nucleotides. RefSeq names its product IST1-like protein. Gene Ontology annotation, biological process: protein transport. The coding region runs from base 95 to 1051 and encodes 318 amino acids. The transcript has 6 exons. NCBI's taxonomy places the organism in Eukaryota, Viridiplantae, Streptophyta, Magnoliopsida, Poales, Poaceae. The record is from RefSeq and is a predicted model, not a curated record.